AUGGAAGAUAACUCUUUACCAGUGAGUGAAUUUCUACUUAAUAACGGUAAUAUCGAAUGGCAACCACUUGCCCUUACUUUAGUUGAGUAUCCAAAAGGAGAUUGGCUGGGAAAGUUUUUUGCUUUUAUAAGCUUAUCCCCAUUUGGAAUCGGGGCUGGUUUUGUUGCUCUCAUUUUAUUUCGGCGAGAUCUUCACACUAUAGCUUUUUUCACUGGUACCUUGGUGAAUGAAGCUCUUAACAUAACAUUGAAACAUAUAGUAUGUGAGGCUAGACCUCUAUCCAGAGGGAACUUAUACAAUGAAUAUGGAAUGCCAUCAUCACAUUCACAAUUUAUCUGGUUUUUUAGUAUAUAUGUACUAUAUUUUGUCUUAAUCAGGUUACACCAUAUAAAUAACAAUAGUAUAAUAUCUGCCUUAUGGAGAGUAAUUAUUGUUGGUAGCUGUCUGUUCCUAGCCGUGCUUGUCAGCAUCGGAAGAGUUUACCUUCACUAUCACACAUCUUCGCAAGUGGUUGUCGGAGGUGUGGUUGGGUUCAUUUUUGCCACACUAUGGUUUAUCAUAGUACAUAGAGUAUUCACUCCACUAUUUCCUCAACUUGUUUCCUUGAAACUGUGUGAAAUGCUAAUGAUAAGGGACACAACACUAAUACCGAACGUUUUGUGGUUUGAAUAUACGACAUCGAGGCAGGAGGCGCGGGCGCGCGGGCGCAAGAUGGCGGCGCUGAAGCCGACGCAAUGA
Molecule: messenger RNA, 738 nt
Organism: Arctia plantaginis
Lineage: Eukaryota; Metazoa; Arthropoda; Insecta; Lepidoptera; Erebidae
Source: the annotation of a GenBank genome assembly